AUGAACACAAGUUCUAUUGGUUCACAUAGUGAGUUGUUGUUAGGGUUCAACCCGUUUCAAUUAUCAACGUUACAUCACUAUUCAUUACUACACGUUUUCAAUUUUCUAGGAGUUGGCCAAAACGACGGUGUACAUGAACAAAGUUUUCCCAAUGGUUCAAGUAGCCUUGACCAGUUGUUUCCGCUGCCGCUAUAUUCAAGCCAUGGUAAUUCAAUUAACCCACAAUUUGCAUAUUUUGUUGCAAUGGUGGUGAGUUUGGGGUCAGCCCUUUUGUUGACUUAUAAAUUGGUCAAUCUAUCCAUAAAGGCAAGAAACCUGUCGCACAUAUACAAAACUACACCUUUGCUACAAAUAAUAAAGACCUUUGCCAUUUUCGUGCAAUUGGUACUAUUGGCUGUACUAGGGUUAUUUGUCAAGCUUCCAGUCCUCAUAUGUCUAGCCUCAACUACGGGGUUGGCCUUUCUAGUGGCCCAACUAGAGUUCAGAUUAUCACCAGUUCCCGUUGUCGCCUCCUUAUUAUUCUGGCUACUUGGUACUUUUUACUACUUGGUGGUAUUGAUACAAGAUUCGGUGUCCCAGCACAAAAUUUUUGCAUUUUCCAAACCAGCAUAUCUUUUGGAAUUUUUGCUAGCAGGUAAUAGUUUGGCAGUAUUUAUAUUGGAAUCCGUUUUUUAUGAACCAGGGUUUGAUACGAGCAAUGAGAGAUUUAUGGACAAGGUUAAUUUGUUUUCGUAUAUUACCUUUUACUUUUUGCAGCCGUUGAUUGACCGUAUCUACAAGACUGAUGAUGUGAAACUUGACGAUCUACCUUCCAUCUUGGAUGAUUUAUCUUGUGACAAGAGUACCUCCAAAGUGACAAAAUUCUGGGAGGAAGAAAAGAAAAAUGCCAAAUUAAGAAAACCCAGCUGCUUUUGGCGUUUAUGGUUAAAGAUUACAAGAAAGAAGAAGGAAGAUGGAAUCGCAUGUAAUAAACCCAACUUAUUUGUUGCCAUAUUUUUUGCAUUUGCACCUCAGUUCUUUGCUAAUAUUGCAUUAAAGAUCAUCGAGACAUGUUUAGUCUUUACUCAGCCUUUUGUGUUGAUGAAAUUUAUUCAAUUCUUUUCUGCUUACUUUUACAAUCAAGAGAAACCACCUAUCAUCAUUGGUUAUUUCUGGGCAACUAUAAUGUUUGUUGUAUCAUGUGCAAAAUUCAUUACUUUUAACCAGGCAUUUGCUUUCCAAUACAAUAUGGGAUAUGGUAUCCAAAGCUCAUUAACCACAAUCAUUUACGAAAAAGCAUUGAGAUUAUCACCACAAUCAAGAAGGAGCAAACCAACUGGGGACAUAAUAAACCACAUUACAAUGGAUAUCAAUAUGAUCUUUUGGUUUUGUUGGAGUAUUGGUGAGUACAUAGCAGCGCCUAUGCAACUAAUCAUUUGUUUAAUAUCCUUGUAUAAAUUGUUUCGGAAUGCUACUUGGGCCGGGGUCUUAACUGCAGCAAUUGUUGCACCAAUUGCCUCAAUAGCAAACACAUCAGUGGUUAAAUAUUACCUACAAGAAAUGAAGGAUAAGGACGACAGAACAAGUUUAAUUACCGAGAUUCUCAAUUCCGCCAAAAGUAUUAAGCUUUACUCAUGGGAAAAACCCAUGUUGGAGCGUUUGAACCAUAUUAGAAAUGACCGAGAACUAUACAACAUCAAGAAAUGUGGUGUCAUUAGUGCGUUUGCUCAAUUUAUGUGGUCAUGUAUUCCCUUUUUUAUAAGCUGUGCUACAUAUGGUACUUAUUCAUAUUUCUACAGUGCUCCAUUAACUCCAGAUAUUGUUUUCCCAGCAUUAGCAUUGUUUGAUUUGUUAUCUGAGCCAAUGUUUAUAAUUCCUCGUUUCAUUGUUAGUGUUCUUCAAACUUCGACAUCAUUAUCACGUCUUGGAGAAAUGCUUUGCUUAGAUGAAUUGACAGAUGACCAACAGGGUCACAUUAAAAGAUCUUUGGAAGCUCGUGAUAAUAGCGAAUACUCUGUGAUUAUCAAGGAUACUACAUUUGUUUGGGAUAACUCUACUACCAAUCAAUCCGAGUACAAAGAUGUAGAAGCGGCUGUACAAUCAGGAGACACCACCACCACCACCACCACCACCAAUACAGCUUUGAAAGAUAUAAAUUUUUUGGCCAGAAAGGGAAAGUUAACUUGUGUUGUUGGUAAAGUUGGAAGUGGUAAAUCAACAUUAAUAAAUGCCAUCUUGGGAAACGUCCCAAUUGAUAUCCCUCAAUACUCAGACAUCAAUAGCAGUAACAAGAAUCCAAGUGUUGAAACGUUUGGCUCUAUUGCAUACUGUCCACAAAAUCCAUGGAUCUUGAAUGGUACAAUUAAGGAGAAUAUCUUGUUUGGAUUCAAAUAUGACUCAGAAUUCUAUAGGAAAACAAUUAUUGCUUGUCAAUUGGUUUCUGACUUUAAGACGUUACCUGAUGGCGAUAAGACCAUUGUUGGUGAAAAGGGUAUUUCCCUAAGUGGAGGUCAAAAAGCCCGUAUUUCUUUAGCAAGAGCAGUUUAUUCAAGGGCCGAUAUUUAUUUAUUGGACGAUGUGUUAUCUGCUGUAGACGCCCAUGUUGGAAAAGCCUUGAUUGAGCAAAUAUUAUCCAGUGACGGUAUUAUUGGAACACGUACAAAAAUACUAGCAACCAACUCCGUACCAGUGUUGCAUAAUGCGGAUGACAUUUACCUUUUAUCUAAGGGGGUGAUUGUUGAACACGGAAAUUACGAAAAUGUAAUGAAAGCAGAUGGGGAAUUGGCCAAGUUGAUCAAAGAAUAUGGUAGAGAAUUACAAGAUAAUGAGACAAAUAACAAGGAGAAAGAGAACAAGAAGAAAGAAGGUGGGAGAGAGGUAGAGGAGGAGGAGGAGGAGGAGGAGGAGGAAGAAAAAAGACUAGAAAAUAGAAAACCAGUAGAUCCAACAGAAGCGACUGAAGUCUUGGUUAAUGAAAUUGUUGACACCGUAGGCGAAGAAAAUAGAGGAAUUGUUGAACAAGGCGUUCUACGUCGUGCAUCAUUAGUCCCCUACAACCAUUCAUACGAGAGUGACGAAGAUGAAACAACUAGCAAUUCCCCAAGAAAGACAGGUCAUACUGAAGAAGAAUCAAGAAAAGGAACUGUUCCUUGGGAUAUCUUUAAACAAUACAUAGUUGCAUGCAAUUACAAAUACUUUGCAUUAUACAUUCUUGGUACAUUACUCACCUUGCUAAUCUCCGUUGCUGAAAAGUACUUGUUGAGUUACUGGUCAGGGUUGAAUAGAGAGGAGAACAGAACGGUUGAUCCUGUUUUCUUUUUGGGCGUUUAUGCAUUAAUGGGAGUUGUUACUGGUUUGAUAACAUACAUUGCGGCCUAUGUUAUAUGGGGCUAUUGCAUUGUUAAAGGAUCAGCAUAUUUUCAUAACAAGAUGGCCCAAUCCGUCUUGAGAUCACCAAUGUCCUUUUUUGAGACAACACCAGUAGGAAGAAUUUUAAACAGAUUUACCGAAGAUAUUGGAAAAAUCGACAUGAACUUACCAUGGAUGUUGAUUGCAUUUGUUUCAACUGUACUUAAUGGAUUAGUUACGUUUGGCGUUAUUUUCUUUUCAUUACCAAUAAUGUUUUUCGUCAUUUUGGGAUUGUUAGUUGUUUAUAAUCAUUUCAGGAUCAGAUUUGUUCCGACAACUAGAGAAUUAAAAAGAUUGGAGUCUGUAGCCAAAUCACCGAUAUUGGCCACUAUUCAAGAAUCCAUUAAUGGUGUUGAUACAAUAAAAGCAUUUUUCCAAACGGAAAGAUUCUCCCACAAAAGCAAAAAGUUUAUUGAUGACAAGACAUUGAUUGGAAUUGUUAGUCAAAACUGUAAUAGGUGGUUAUCUAUGAGGUUGCAGUUUAUUGCAUCGAGUAUUAUGUUCUCAACCGGUUUGUUGGCCGUUGUUUCAUUGGGCGGGAAACAUCCUAUAUCGCCAAAUAUUUUGGGUUUUAUCAUGACUUAUUCGUUAUCAAUUACUUAUAUUUUAAAUGCGUUGGUUAGGUGUUGGGCAGAGAUGCAAUCUGAAGGCGUUGCAAUCGAAAGAAUCAUUGAGUAUUGUGACUUACCUUCCGAGGCGCCAAUGGUUAUUGAAGACAAGAGACCCGAUAAAAGUUGGCCUAGUAAAGGUGUUAUUAAGUUUAAGAGGUACAGUACGGCAUACAGAGACUAUUUGGAUCCCGUCUUGAAAGAGAUUGAGUUGACCAUCAACUCUAGGGAGAAAAUCGGUAUUGUUGGAAGAACCGGUGCUGGAAAAUCUUCAUUAACUUUAGCGUUGUUCAGGAUCAUUGAAGGUACCGGUGGUAAAAUUGAGAUUGACGAUAUCAAUAUUGAUGAGAUUGGCUUAUAUGACUUGAGACACCACUUAACAAUUAUUCCACAGGAAGCACAUACUUUCAGAGCAUCCGUGAGGGAAAACUUGGACCCGUUUAGCGAAUAUGAUGAUGACAAGUUGUGGAAAGCCUUGGAAUUUGCACAUUUGAAAGAGCAUGUUGAGCAAAUGGAGAGCGAGCCAACAGAGGAAGAUAAACGCAAUAGUAAUAACAAAAACGCCGACGAGCUACCUAAGAAGCGAGGAUUGGAUGCCAAGAUCGAAGAAGGAGGCACCAACUUGUCUUCUGGCCAAAAGCAAUUACUUUGUUUGGCACGAGCAUUAUUGAAUGAGACAAGCAAGAUCUUAGUUCUUGACGAGGCCACAGCAGCAGUUGACUUCCAAACAGACAAGAUCAUACAAGAGACCAUCAGAGAGCAGUUUAAGAACAAGACGAUUCUAACCAUAGCACAUAGAAUCGAUACAAUAAUGGACUCUGACAAGAUCUUGGUUUUGGACAAUGGUAAAGUUGCCGAGUUUGAUACACCUCAAAACUUAUUGAAAAACAAAAAAAGCAUAUUCUACUCACUUUCGAAAGAAGGUGGUUAUAUUACAUAA
Lodderomyces oxycetoniae is the source of this 4935-nucleotide messenger RNA. RefSeq names its product Mlt1p (gene MLT1). Lineage: Eukaryota; Fungi; Ascomycota; Pichiomycetes; Serinales; Debaryomycetaceae. The record is from RefSeq and is a predicted model, not a curated record. The coding region runs from base 1 to 4935 and encodes 1644 amino acids. Gene Ontology annotation, cellular component: membrane. Gene Ontology annotation, molecular function: ABC-type transporter activity; bilirubin transmembrane transporter activity; ATP hydrolysis activity. The transcript has a single exon. Gene Ontology annotation, biological process: transmembrane transport.